AUUUUAUUUGUUUUGUGAGUUUGACGUUAUUAAAGUAGGCUACGAAAGAGGGAACGGAUAAAGGGAGAAAUAGAGAGUCUAGUACGUUAACCAGAGGGCGGUGGCAUUUCUCUCUCUCUCUGCGUAAACGCAGAGAGUGGAGAAGGAGAGAGCGCACGGAGAGAAGAGCAGAGCUCAGUGGCGAGGCAGCAGUGCCGCUGACACGAGUGAAGGGGCCCCGUGGUUAUUUCCACCAGCUCUCUCUUCUCACAGCUUAACCUGCGCCUUUUCAGACGGACUUAGGCAUCGGGACUAGAGGCUGUACACCCACCCGCCUUUGGUUUUGGACUCGUUUGAUUAAUCAGCAGACCCUGUGGUGGACGGAGGAGGAGGGGGGGUCUCAUUUCCCCCACCGUGGACCGAGGAGUUUUGUGUUUUUAUGUGUUUUACGCGUUGCUUGUAAUGGGGAAAAGUGAACAGAGAAGUGGAAUAGGACACGGGGGUUGCAGCUUGGUGAGGAUGUGCGCCACGCCGGGGAUCCUGGUUCUCCUGGUGCUCGUACACCGAGGAGUCGCCCAAGUGAGAGAUGAUGAUGAUUUCCUGAGUCUGAGCGAACUCCCGGAAACUUUCCCCUCCGACCCUCCGGAGCCCUUACCUCACUUCCUGUUUGAACCUGAGGAAGGCUACAUUGUCAAGAAUAAACCUGUCAAUCUCUACUGCAAAGCAACGCCUGCCACACAGAUUUACUUCAAGUGCAACAGCGAGUGGGUCCAUCAGAAAGACCACACUGUGGAAGAGAGAGUGGACGAAAACUCAGGUCUGGUGGUAAGAGAAGCCAGUAUAGAAAUUACACGACAGCAGGUGGAGGAGCUGUUUGGUCCUGAAGAUUACUGGUGUCAGUGCGUGGCCUGGAGCUCCGCUGGGACCACCAAAAGCCGCAAGGCACACGUCCGCAUUGCAUAUCUGAAGAAGUCAUUCGAACAGGAACCCCUGGGAAAGGAAGUAUCUCUGGAGCAGGAAGUGCUGUUACAGUGUCGCCCUCCGGAGGGCAUACCAGCUGCUGAGGUGGAGUGGUUGAAGAACGAAGAGAUAAUUGACCCAGCAGAAGACAGAAACUUCUACAUCACCAUCGACCACAACCUGAUCAUCAAACAGGCGCGUCUGUCUGAUACGGCCAACUACACGUGUGUGGCUAAGAACAUAGUGGCCAAAAGACGAAGCACUACAGCGACUGUUAUUGUUUAUGUGAACGGUGGUUGGUCGACAUGGACGGAGUGGUCGGUGUGUAACAACCGUUGUGGACGGGGCUUCCAGAAACGAACCCGCAGCUGCACUAACCCCGCCCCUCUCAACGGAGGACUGCCUUGUGAUGGACAGGCCAUACAGAAACUGCCCUGUACCACACUGUGCACUGUGGACGGUGUGUGGACAGAGUGGAGUAAGUGGUCGGCCUGUGGGACAGAGUGUACCCAGUGGAGAAGGAGGGAGUGCAACAACCCAGCACCAAAAAACGGAGGGAAGGACUGUGAGGGGCUGGUACUCUUGUCUCAGAACUGUACUGACGGACUCUGUAUGCAAAGUUCAUUUUUUCAGAAGUCCACAGAGCCCAAAGAACAGAGUGAUUUGGGAAUCCCAUCUGCUCCAAGUACAGAUGAUGUGGCGCUGUAUGUGGGCAUCGUCAUCGCAGUUAUUAUGUGCCUGGUCAUCUCUGUCAUCGUGGCGCUGUUUGUCUACCGCAAGACACACCGUGACUUUGACUCGGACAUCAUUGACACCUCAGCGCUAAAUGGGGGCUUCCAGUCUGUUAAUAUCAAAACAGCCAGAUCAGCUGAUCUACUGACAGCUCCUCCUGACUUGACAAAUGCAGCUGCCAUGUAUCGUGGUCCGGUGUAUGCCCUCCAUGAUGUUUCAGAUAAAAUCCCAAUGACCAACUCUCCUCUCCUGGACCCUCUUCCCAACUUGAAGAUCAAAGUCUACAACUCUUCUGGUCUGGUCACACCACAGGAUGACCUCGGAGGAGACUUCACAUCCAAACUAUCUCCUAAGGUAACUCAGUCUCUGUUGGAUAACAGCGACACCAUGAACCUUCGCAACCAGAGCUUGGCCCGAACACGGGACCCUUCCUGUACCGCUCACGGUUCCUUCAACAACCAGGGAGGACACCUCAUUGUACCCAACUCUGGCGUGAGUUUGUUGGUUCCAGCGGGUGCUGUUCCUCAGGGUAGGGUGUAUGAGAUGUAUGUGACUGUGCACAGGAAGGACAGCUUGAGGCCCCCGGUAGAGGACAUCCAGACAGUGCUGAGCCCAGUGGUGAGUUGUGGACCUCCAGGAGCCCUGCUGACCAGACCAGUGAUCCUCACCAUCCACCACUGUGCUGACAACGUCCAGGAAGACUGGCUCAUACAGCUGAAGAACCAACUGACCAUGGGAGAGUGGGAGGAUGUGGUUGUAGUGGGAGAGGAAAACUUCACCACCCCCUGCUAUGUACAGAUGGACUCGGAGGCAUGUCACAUCCUAACAGAGACUCUGGGGACUUACUGCCUGGUGGGCCAGUCAGUCUGCAAGGCAGCCGCCAAGAGGCUCAAACUGGCUGUUUUUGGACCCGUCUCAUGCACAACUUUGGACUAUCACAUCAGGGUCUAUUGCCUGGAUGAUACACAGGAUGCACUCAAGGAGGUUCUUCAGAUGGAGACCCAGAUGGGAGGGAAGCUUCUGGAUGAGCCAAAGACUCUGAACUUUAAAGACAGCACACACAAUCUGAGACUGUCAAUCCACGACGUGCCACACACACACUGGAAGAGCAAACUCCUCGCAAAGUAUCAGGAGAUCCCAUUCUAUCAGGUGUGGAGUGGCAGUCAGAGAACUCUUCACUGUACCUUCACCCUGGAGAGACUGAGCUCAGCCACCACAGAGAUCAGCUGCAAACUGUGUGUGCGGCAGGUGGAAGGAGAAGGACAGAUCUUUCAGCUCAGCAACACAUUGGAGGAGGAGGUCCAGUGCAUAGACACGUCCCUGAUGGACCCAGCCAGUAAUAUCACAACCUUAGUGGGGCCCAAUGCCUUCCGCAUUCCUUUAUCCAUCAGACAGAAGCUGUGUGGCAGUCUAGAUGCACCACAGACCAGAGGCAAUGACUGGAGGAUGCUGGCCCACAAACUCAACCUUGACAGGUACCUGAACUACUUUGCCACCAAGUCCAGUCCAACAGGUGUGAUCCUGGAUCUCUGGGAGGCCCAGCACUUCCCUGAUGGAGAUCUAAAUGAAUUGGCUGCUGUGCUGGAAGAGAUGGGUCGUCAUGACAGUAACCUAGCCUCCAUGACAACGGAACACUGACGAAACAACGUGGUUACCAUGACAAUGACAGAACUCUGGAGAUGAUUACACGUGAAUUCUCUACGGUUGAUACUGCAGCAAGGGCAAUGAACGAAUUAGAUGGGAGCAAAAGAAAAGUCUACGCCAUAGUGAUCGAGCAUGGUAAUCAUGCCGACAUGGUAACAGACAAUCGAGGAAGUGCUCGAGCGGGUGCUGGAACUAUGUGUGUAUCUUUGUGUGUUUAUUUGAGCAACGUUGCGGUGUCGUUUGUGACCGAAGGAGAGAUAACCCAUCCUACAACACAAACAGUGUCUAUCAGGAACAAACAAAACAUACACACACCUAAAAAAAAAAAAAAAAAGAAAAAGAAAAAAAAAAGACCUUAUCCAGUGUACCACUAGUUGUUCUCUUGCUGUUACUUUAUACUGAACAAAGAGAAGCAGAGAAAAGAAAAAAGAAACAACAAGAGGUACUGACCUUGAAAACCUCUAUAGGAAUGGAACAGAAUCAUAAAGGUAGGAAGCUAAACUGAUUACAAAAGGGAAGGAGAAGGUAGAGUGGGGAAAAAGAGAGAGUGACUUAGAGACAAGGCUCUUUAGUGACACAAGAGUAAACACAGAGAGAAGCUAAACUGAUUACAAUAGGGAAGGAAGACGUAAACAUAAAAUGAUGGAAGAAGCUGCAGGUGAUCAUCUGUAAGAGCAGGAUGGAAAACAGAUAAUGAGAGCGGGGAGAUAACCCACUCUUCUCUUGUGAGCCUUGUGAGCUGUACAUGUUUGCCAGUACAGUUUGUUGUCUUUAUAUCGUUUCCUAGGGAACGCUCUAUGUAUUCUGCUGUCCAUAUGUGUGGAUCAUUUCCUGCUAACAGAAUUUGCUACACAGUGACUGUCAAUCAAGGAUCCUGACCAGAAACAAGCCCGAAACCACGGAUUUCCCUUUUUGGCUGACAUCAUAAGUGACAUCAUAAGUUUAAAUUUGUGUUAAAUUGAGUUUGUGGAUUUCCUCCAAAAUGCGUGAAGAUAUUAAAUCAUCCAGGUCACAGGAAAUGUAUAAGUACUAAGUCAAAGGCAACUGAACUUGCUGUCCACUUGCCUUUUCACUUGUGCCUCUAAUUUUCGUAAAGAAGCCAAUCGAAGGUGAUUACACCUCUGAUGGAUGAAAGUAAAAACUUAUUUUUUGUUUGCCAUUUUUAGUAGUGUAUGGUUGUGACAGACUUGUGAAAUUGUCUGUUUUGAGGUAUAUGUAAGAUUGCACUUAUGAUAAACAGAUAAACAAGGCAGAGAAUUCAUUCUCAUGCACAGUAUAUUACAGUACAGUGUACUAAUAUGCUUGUUUUAAAGGGGUAUGCAUAAGCACACAGCAAAAACCUUUCUGCACUUGGAGGUUCACCACAAGCCAUUGUAAAGCAUUGAAACGAGGAUCUUCAAGCUACAAAUGCAUCUCAAACUAAAAUCAAGUGUUAGCAUGCUAUCUGCAGUAAUGCUGCUGCUCUAUUCCUCCCCAAAGAGGAGUUGAGAGUGAUGCAGGGUGGAGAAUGCAAGCCAUGGCUACCACAUUUGGUUUACCACAACCUCAAAUCCAGGAGUUUCUCUGAUAGGCUGUUGAGGCUUGUUUCUGGACAGGGUCCAACUCAGAGAAAAGAGAGAGAAAGCAAAAGGGUAUGAACUUGAAGUGAAAACACGUGUGAACACACAAGUGUUUUUAAAUUAAGUAAUAUACAAAGUACCAUAGUAUUAUGUGAUAGUGAAUUAAAUACAGCUGAUAACAUUCAUUGCCGCUAAAUGUAUCCAAUAUACAGAUUUUAUCAAUCAUAUUUUAAUUUACUAAAAUAUAUAUAGCCUACAUAACUAUUUAUAUAGAUAUAUAUUUAUAUCUAUAUAGAUAUAGAUAUAUCUAUAUAAUAUAAUAUAAUCUUUCAUAUUUUCGGUGUCCCAUCAUCACAGGAUGUCAGUUGUGUUAUCUGCCGUCAGGCCACAUGUGAUUUCAUUUGUGAUCAUCACCAUGACUUUGCUGGUCAUUAGCACCAUCCAGUGGCUUUAGAAGAAUAACAGCAUUUACGUUUUUUUUAAUCGUCUGAAAUGUGUAAAUACAUAAUUAUCAUGUUCAUUUUAAUGACCUGUAUUAGCAUAAUAUUUUUUCCAGUGGUCAUUAUUGUGUUAUUUCAUUAACAUUUUUUUGUUGCCAUUUUAAUGUUUUUAGGUGGUGGGAUAAAAUCUGUAACAUAUCAGUUAGUUGCCCUUUAUCUAAAACAAUGUUCUGUCAGCAACUAACAUUCCAACUCAUGGUGUAUUUGUUGAAAAAGUUGUGAUUUAGAGCUAAAAGUCAGGAUACCAACUGAAGGGGCCUAUGUAAAAUGGAGUGUAAUAUAUUUGUGUUUUGCAGAACAUCGCAGAGAACCAAGUCUGGCUUUCAAAUGUACGCGCUGACUCAGGUCAACGGUGUCUGAUGAAAAAUGUGCAACUCCAACAAGCCAGCUUUGAAGAAAGACAAGCAGCCUUAUUUGUAGUGGCUUUAGUGACAACAUGAACAUUCAGUUUAAAGAAAAACCAUGUAAACUAUUCAAAAUAUGGAGUUGAGAUAUUUCUGCUCUGAACUAUGGAGAGACGCCAUAUGAAACUAAACAUCAGCUAUGUAGAGGACAUACUGAAGAGGAUAUUGUAAAGAAAUCCAAGUAGGCUGACAAACAAAGGCUGAUUAACACCAGUACUAAAGGUCAGAGCUUUACCUCUUCGUGACAGAUUUCAUCUCAUGGUUGUCCACGCAGAAGGGAACCUUGAGACACUGAUUUUUCUUUCUUUGUUUAGUCGGUCAGAAAUAUGCCAGUUAAAAAUCGGACCUCUUGUAUCAAUGUAAAACCAGACGUAGUGGACACGGACGUCUCAAAAUUCAGUAUGUUUUAAUUUUGAAAGGCCUUAUUAAACAAAUUAGAAAAGGUGUUUGGUUAAAUGACAGUGCAUGUUUUGUAUGUUUUCAAAUGUAACUGCUGAUGUCAGAUGUGAGGAAAUCAAAGGGAAGAGUUGUGUACAUUUUGGGGAUAAAAGCCUAAAACAUCAAGUUUGUUUCAGAACAAAGUAUGAACCCAAAGGUCAUGACAGUGUCUCUUUCAUACAAUGUAAACAUCAACAUUUCUUAUUAACUCAAAUGCAGAAUACAAGAUCAAAUUUUAACCGAUGGAGCGUGCGCAAGGAAACAAUCGGUUAAGAAAUGAAAGUUACCAGUUACUGUGCAACUUCACCCAAAAUCAAAUCUUUGCCAUGUUCCAAGUCUACAGUUUACCAGCAGGAUAGACUGUUUGUUAAUGGAGUAGACUGAAAAGGGGAGUUUUCAUAUGAGGAGAGCAAAUGUAGGCCUCCAGAACGUGAACCUUUGUGAUGUGAAAAUGAAGAAAGUAGUGUUAAGAUAUCAAAGUAUGUAAAAAUCUUUUCUAUCCACGGUAUGUACAGUUGUGUACUGUGAGCUAUAUUUGGCAAAUUUGAGAAUAUAAAAAAAGAGCAGUACAGUUAGAUACUAGUUUGUAUGUUUCAAGUUUUUUUUAUUUAAGUUUCUUUCCUUUUUUGUAAAAGCAGUGUCUACUAUGCAAACUUGGCAUUGGUUAUCAUGAUAGAAGUCUAUAACUAGAGCUGUGCUUGUGAGUGCAUUUUUAUUUUACUAUUGGGGGUGAUUUGAUUUGAUUAGUGCGGGGUAGUGUUGGUCCAUUUUAGCUAAUUCUGGCACGCUUCAUGAAUCUUGCUCAAUCUUGCUGAAUGCUCGCCUCUCUAUCUCCUCUAAUUGUUUUCUGUACAAAGUGUAAGAAAGAAUUUUUAAGACAAUUAAUAAAUUAUAUUUAUAAGCAA
This is a messenger RNA of Siniperca chuatsi (mandarin fish), 7121 nucleotides long. It is a transcript of the gene unc5ca, whose product is annotated as unc-5 netrin receptor Ca. The coding region runs from base 442 to 3309 and encodes 955 amino acids. Lineage: Eukaryota; Metazoa; Chordata; Actinopteri; Centrarchiformes; Sinipercidae. The record is from RefSeq and is a predicted model, not a curated record. The transcript is spliced from 18 exons. Gene Ontology annotation, cellular component: membrane. Gene Ontology annotation, molecular function: netrin receptor activity; protein binding. Gene Ontology annotation, biological process: netrin-activated signaling pathway.